This is a messenger RNA of Melanotaenia boesemani (Boeseman's rainbowfish), 1594 nucleotides long. RefSeq names its product transmembrane protein 79b (gene tmem79b). Gene Ontology annotation, cellular component: lysosomal membrane; trans-Golgi network membrane. The transcript has 6 exons. The record is from RefSeq and is a predicted model, not a curated record. Lineage: Eukaryota; Metazoa; Chordata; Actinopteri; Atheriniformes; Melanotaeniidae. Bases 178 to 1392 code for a protein of 404 amino acids. Gene Ontology annotation, biological process: regulated exocytosis.
CGCACCUCAGGACCACACCUGCGCCGAGCUUCCGCAAAGUUAGCAGGAGAAGAAGCGCGUGCACGGCGGACCAGUGACGUAGAUAAUCCCGUAUCGAUCCUCCACCGGACUCUGGUAUUUCCGUCUCAAUCACUCCCACAGUGUGACGUCGUUGCUUCAGAUCGUCACUACCGACAGAUGGACACGUCCCUGCUGACAGAUGAUCAGCCUGAAAAUGUUCAGCUGCUGAUACAAAGUACCAAGAUGGAGGACAGUGGCGUGACAAAGAGGACCCAGGUUAAAGAAUGGGAGGAGACGCUGAAGCUGGAACCCAGCACUCUGCAUUUGGCUGGACACAAACAAACAGGUGGACAGACAGGUAAAGGCAAGAGGUUGAGUAUGAACUCAGAUCUGUCUCAUGAGGCAUCCAGUUGGACAGAAAGUGAGCGAGAGUUGAAGGCAGAGGGAGAAAGGAGAGGGGGAAUGGAAAUAGAUGAAGGGGUGGGGCUAGCCGGUCAGGAGGUGGGACUGAAAACAUACCUGAAGAAAGAGGUUGAAGAUGAAGAAAAGGAGGCGGAAACUGAAGUAAACCACCUGCCAGAAAAAGCAUCUCAAGUGUUCAGGCCUGCAGUUACCGUGCUCCCCUCCCCCUGCACACCUAGGAAUGCUGAAGCAUUCUGGGAAAUGGAGUCAGAGAAGAGUCCCUUCCUGAGUUCCCAAGAAAUGGACUACAACCAACAUGGCUACCAGUUUGAAUGGAAGGACACGCCCACUGCCACAUGUGGGCAGUGUUGUCCAGGCAGGGUUGCACUGAAGAUGGGUGUGUCCUUGAUGACAUCAGCGCUCCUCUUCCCCUUCCUGGUGUGGGGGGGCUUUGUUUUCUUGCCAUUUGAUGCUCCCCUACUGGACGGUGCCCCCCUCAGGCUGGUCUACACUCUGCGGUGCUCUGUGUUUGCUGCUGUUCCCAUCGUCCUUGGUUGGCUGGUUCUGGCCGUCAGUCGGCUCAGGUCAGGUGUGACUCGUCCACUGUCUGAUGACAACAUGAAGGAAGAGGAACUUCAGGAGGUUUCUGUCCACCAGCGCUUCAUCUCUGACUCUGCCUCCUUGUUCCUGAUCUACUUCCUGCAACUGGUCGUCAUGGCGAUGUACCUGAGCCAGGAGCAGCUAAAGCUCAUCCCGCUGAUGACCAUUCUCUUCGCCUUCGGACGGCUGGUGUACUGGGUGGCGGCAGCGUUCGGUAGCAGCAUUCGAAGUUUUGGUUUCGGCCUCUCCUUCUUGCCAAGCGUUGCCAUGAUGGUGGCCAACUUCUACUUUAUCUUCACAGUGGAGGCAGCGGGCUCCAUCUUCAGACUCCCGCCUCCUUCCGAGGAGGUGCCCCCUCCACCUGCUGGCAGACAGCGCUUCUGGGGAUGAGACUUGAUCAGUAAUCAUUGCUGUUUAAAGUUCAGAUGGUUGUGAUUUUAUUUUUAACAAAACUUUGAUCUUUUGUAAUGAAACUUUUUUUCUAUUCAUUUUGUUUCUUUUGGUCCAUGUUUCAACAAAUAGCUUCUGUGGGUCGAUAAUCAAUGUUUUAUAUUUACAAAAUAUUUCAGAAUAAACUAUGAAAUAUACCUGA